Messenger RNA from Salvelinus fontinalis (brook trout), 8855 nucleotides. RefSeq lists its product as uncharacterized. NCBI's taxonomy places the organism in Eukaryota, Metazoa, Chordata, Actinopteri, Salmoniformes, Salmonidae. The transcript is spliced from 3 exons. The record is from RefSeq and is a predicted model, not a curated record. The coding region runs from base 808 to 4671 and encodes 1287 amino acids.
CACGUUCGUCUGUAGCUGUACACCAACUAGCCACAACCACCUGACGAGGGACUUAAAGUGCUACUUAAAAAUUCCACUCCGACGCAUGCUGCUGCUAGCUAGCAGGCGGUUUUAAAAGAAAUGUGAAGUUAACUUUUUGUGUCUCGAUUUUCUUUAAACACAAUGCAGGCCAAGGGAUUUGCUGUAGUCCACCACCAGUAAAGGUAACGGUACGUUAUCUUAGGUAGGUAGCCUAGUAGCAAACUUAACGCUAACUAGUUAUGUUACGGACAACUAGCUAGCUUGCUAACGAUUGGUUAGCAGUUGCUAACCGCAUUAACCUAGUUAGCAAAAUACAAUAAAAAGUUAAAUCUAAAUAGCUAAUGUUAGAUACAUCGCCAAAUACGAUUUAGGCGUUUGUUGCCAUUUAGCUAACUAGCUAGCUCGUUAGCUAGCUAGGAAGUUGGCUGGCUAGAUAGCUAGCUAGGAAGUUGACUGGCUAGCUUGGUCAGAUCAGUUGUAUGGUAAUUUUUAUAGCCCAUGUAUGUAUUGGAAAGACACGGGUAGUCGCAAAUUGGUGAAUUAUAUAUUUUUAGCAGUCUGACAGCGAGUCUGAUUCCCGGGUGGGUCUGAAAAAGAAUUUACAGUAUUUAUCAAUAUUAAAUAAAUGACCAAUUGCUGCUGGUGACUGGUUGUACCGUAAAGUGAUGUUGACAUUACUUUUUUUUAAUAAGUUGUUCUGUCAUAUCUAACAAUCGACUGUUCUCAGUUUAGAGAUUGUCAUCAGGGCUUUUUGACGAGUUUGUUUUUGUAGUUUAUUGGUGCAAAAUGGAUGUUAAGAUGGAGGACGAUGAAGCAGAGAGAUCCCAAGUAACCAUUUGGUCUGAUUCAAUUAAUGCCUGCAUAGAUUACCCACAUUCUCCAGUGUCAGGAAACACAGAAACAAGUUAUCUGGAAACCAAAACCAAUUCAACAUAUGAACAUGACUAUACAGUGAUCCAAACUACCAACAAUUUAUCAGACAGUUAUUUUCCUUCUGAGAUUGAUGUAAAGCUUGAGGAGAAUGACAUGGGAAUAUCCCCAACUGUCCCAUGGUCUUCAUGUUCCUAUGUGGGUUUACCAAAAGAGCAUUCACAUGUACCUUCCAUCAGUUCCCAAACAACAAGUCAAGGGCAGAUUUUACGUCUUUUCCCUGAAAAGACAUGCACAAGUGAUGGGGAGAAUAACGCUGUCAAAAUGGUUUAUUUCUGUAAUGCCCAAGAUCCCGUUAGUACAUCUGAAGGGCAUUUUCUCAAAGAGGAGUCAUGGCAUGGAUCACCGUCCAGUGAUAUUCCCAUAGCAAAUGCAUUCACCCUAUGUGGUUCAUUUGAAGCUCAAAUCAACCCAUCUUCACAGGUGUUUAGCAUAAACCAAACCCAGACCAAUAUUGAAUUGCCAUUGCCUGCUGAAAAUGUUCAUCUAGCAAGAUAUAGUACUGACAUUACUUCUGUGCUAACCUCGCCUGCUACAGAAAGCGGAUGUAAUUUAGCUGUAUCUACUAGAUCGAGGCCUAUUCUUUCUGAUUACUGUGAGCCAUUCAACUUUCCUUCUGAUGAAGACGAAGACUACAAUGGCGAUGGAAGACGAAGACUUCAAUGCCAAAAAACAGUAGAGGAUGAGUAUAUACGGCAGUGUCGUGUCAGUUACUCAAGAAAAAUCCCAAGACAUUUUGGAAAGUUUUCGAAAGCUCCAUACAAGAAGUGCAAGGAAAUGGGUGUAGUUUUCAAUGUUGGAUCUGGAGCGAAACAGAAACUUGAUCGUCAUUUACUGACAAAUGGUGUAAUGGCUGAGGUGUCUGAAUAUGCUAAAGAGAUUAAAAGAGCUCACCGGCAUGUUAUCUAUGAUAUUCUAGAAUACAACUUUGAUCUUGGUGUUGGUAGUGAAUUACAAUUUGAUUUUUGCAGCCGGAUUAUGUUAAAACUAAAAGAAAUGAUGAAAAAGAAUUACAAGAGGACACAACCUGGAUGGUUAGCAGAAGUGUUUGAAUUUCCUGAUCCAAAGACAAUGAAAGCAACUAACUACUCUCGUCAAUGGGCAAGGUCCAAUUUGCAUAACAGCGUCUCAAAAAAUCUAACACCCUUUGACAUCUGUAUAAAGGAGGAGCCUGUUGUGGACCUGAUAUCUCCUCCGCAUGUGAAGACUGAAAGCCUCUUUACUGAGACAGUUUUAACACGGUGUGCGGAUGAGACCGCACUCUUUGGUCCUGAAAAUGGACCUCAUGAAAUAUGCACAAAGGAUGAGGCUGAUCUGGCUGUGAUCUAUCCUCAACAUGUCCAGACAGAAAGCGUCUUCACUCAGACAGACAUAAAAAUGGAGGAAUCCUUAAUGAUGCCCACAUUAGAAGAAGCAUUGGAGUACCUCUACCCUCUCUGUAAGGAAAAAGGACUUGACCUGGAUGUGAAAUCUAAAUGUGUGAAAAAGGAGAAACUUGACUUGCAUCUAUUGACCAGAGAUGUAAUGUUUGAAGUGGCUGAUUUUGCUUCAGACGUGUGUGGAAAUUACAGGCAGAUUGUCUGUGAUGUUCUAGACCAAAAUUUUGAUCUGGAUUUACAACGUGGGAAAACUGAGCUGGCUCAAGAGAUUAUGGUUGCGUUAGCAGCAGUUAGGCAGAGAAAGACACAUUUACAUGGUCAAAAGAGAUGUGAAUUUUACAAGGAUACUUUCAUGAAAAAAUGUCGCAAACGAAAGAAUCCUGCAGAGAUUUGCAGUAACCAGAAUUUCACUACAUCAUCACUUGAGCUGAAAUACCGAAGACGGAAAGAAGUAACAAAAAGGAGGAGGUUGGAUUUAAUGAGAAAAAAAAAAGAAAUGGACAUGUUAUUAGCCAGGGUGUCGAAGGGAGGCGAUUUGCUGGAAGUCAGACAAGUAGAACCUCAUUGGGUCAAGCUAGAGAGCAUCUCUGAUAAGAUUGACCUUGCACUUUGUGCUGAUGAAACGAAGCAAAAUGUUACCAACUUAGACCAUUCAAAUGUGACGUUUAACACCAAAGAACUGGUGAAAGACUGCUACCCACUCUGUCAUGAAAUAGUUCUGGGCCUUGAUGUUGCAUCCAAACCUGCAUUCACUCACUGUGGUUAUUUUGAAGCUCAAAUCAACCCAACUUCACAGGUGUUUAGCAUAAACCAAACCCAGACCAAUAUUGAAUUGCCAUUGCCUGCUGAAAAUGUUCAUCUAGCAAGAUAUAGUACUGCCGUUCCUUCUGUGCUAACCUCACCUGCUACAGAAAGCGGAUGUAAUUUAGCUGUAUCUACUAGACCGAGGCCUAUUCUUUCAGAUUAUUGUGAACCAUUCAACUUUCCUUCUGAUGAAGACGAAGACUACAAUGGCGAUGGAAGACGAAGACUGCAAUGCCAAAAAGCGGUAGAGGAUAAAUAUAUACGGCAGCGGCGUGUCAGUUACUCAAAACAUAACCCAAGAGAUUGUGGAAAGUAUUGGAAAGCUCCAUACACGAAGUGCAAGGAAAUUGGUGUAGAUUUCAAUGUUGGAUCUGGAGUGAAACAGAAACUUGAUCGUCAUUUACUGACAAAUGGUGUAAUGGUUGAGGUGGCUGAAUAUGCUAAAGCGAUUAAAAGCGCUGAACAGCGUGUUAUCUAUGAUAUUCUAGAAUACAACUUUGAUCUUGGUGUUUGUAAUGAAGUACAAUAUACUUUUUCUGCCCGGACUAUGGCAAAACUAAAAGACAUGAAAAAGAAUUACAAGAAGAUACAACCUGGGUGGUUAGCAGAAGUGUUUGAACUUCCUGAUCCAAAGACAAUGAAAGCAAGUAACCUCUCUCUUACAUGGGCAAGGUCCAAUUUGCAUGACAGCGUCUCAGAAAAUCGUACACCCUUUGACAUCUGCAUAAAGGAGGAGCCUGUUGUGGACCUGAUAUCUCCUCCGCAUGUGAAGACUGAAAGCCUCUUUACUGAGACAGUUUUAACACGGUGUGCGGAUGAGACCGCACUCUUUGGUCCUGAAAAUGGACCUCAUGAAAUAUGCACAAAGGAUGAGGCUGAUCUAGCUGUGAUCUAUCCUCAACAUGUCCAGACAGAAAGCGUCUUCACUCAGACAGACAUAACAAUGAAGGAAUCCUUAAUGAUGCCUACAUUAGAAGAAGCAUUGGAGUACCUCUACCCUCUCUGUAAGGAAAAAGGACUUGACCUGGAUGUGAAAUUUAAAUGUGUGAAAAAGGAGAAACUUGACUUGCAUCUAUUGACCAGAGAUGUAAUGUUUGAAGUGGCUGAUUUUGCUUCAGAAGCGUGUGGAAAUUACAAGCAGAUUGUCUGUGAUGUUCUAGACCAAAAUUUUGAUCUGGAUUUACAAAGUGGGAAAACUGAGCUGGCUCAAGAGAUUAUGGAUGGGUUAGGAAUGGUUUGGAUGAGAAAGACACAUUUACACGGUCGAAAGAGAUGUGAAUUUUACAAGGAUACUUUCAUGAAAAAACGUUGCAAACAAAAGAAUUCUGCAGAGUUUUCCAAUCACCAGAAGGCCACUACAGUAACACUUGAGCCGAAAUACCAAAGACUGAAAGAAGUAACAAAAAGGAGGAGGUUGGCUUUAAUGAUGAAAAAAAAAAGAAAUGGACAUGUUAAUAGCCAGGGUGUCGAAGGGAGGCGAUUUGCUGGAAGUCAGACAAGUAGAACCUCAUUGGGUCAAGCUAGAGAGCAUCUCUGAUAAGAUUGACCUUGCACUUUGUGCUGAUGAAUCGAAGCAAAAUGUUACCAACUUAGAUAUGUGAAGUUUAACACACAAAUGGGUUUAAGAGUGCUACCCGAUCUCUCAUGAAAUAGGUCUGGACAUUGAUGUUGCAUCCUAACCUGCAAAAACGAAACUGGAAUUGAAUUUUCUGACUAACAGUGUCGUUAUCGAGGUUCAUACAUACUUGCGUAAGAAUCGUUGAGGUAAGAUUGGAAAAGAUGGGUGGAUAUUUUGUUUGCUCUCUGAUAUUCUAGAAUACAAUUUUGAUCGCAGUUUGCAAAAUCAGAGACGUUAUCAAGCUCAAUUAUGUAUUUAGAGUAAAGUGACGGUUCGAAAACACAAACCUGAGCUCUUGGGAAAGGGUCAAAUGUCGAAAGAAGUGUUCAUAAUACCUAAUGUGAUUUCAAAGCCGUGCAACAACAAAAAAAAACAGUGCUUUCAGAUGAUUUACCUAAAGGAAUGUCAAAGAAUUCUCACGGAAAACCAUGGAACAAGAUGCAAGACUGGUAUAUCCUAAUCAUGGCAAACACUAUCGCCACGAAGAGCAUUUAAUCAAAGAUUGUUCAUGGAAUGGCUCAACGCCAAUUGAUAUUCUGAUAGGAAAUGUAUUCAGCCUCCCAGAAUUGUCACUACGCAUUGCAGAAAAGGGUUCUUUUGAAAGUCAAGUCAACCCAACUUCAGAUAUUUAGCCAAACACCAACUGAACGACAAGAUCAGGCCAAUAAUCUCCCGAAACAUGGUACUGCCAUACCUUUUGUUCUAUCCUCAUCUGCUACAGAAAUCGGCUGCAAUGUAGAACUACCUACUAGUCCUCCUCUUUCAGCCAAUUGUGAAUCAUUUGAACUUUCCCUCUGAAGUCUUGAAUGUCAAAACUGUAGAGGAUGAAUAUAAACUCAGCAGAAAAAGAAAUGUCCUCUCACUGUCAACUGCAUUUAUUUUCAGCAAACUUAACGUGUAAAUAUUUGUAUGAACAUGAUUCAACAACUGAGACAUAAACUGAACAAGUUCCACAGACAUCUGACUAACCGUAAUGGAAUAAUGUGUCCCUGAACAAGGGGGGUCAAAAUCAAAAGUAACAGUCAGUAUCUGGUGUGGCCACCAGCUGCAUUAAGUACUGCAGUAAAUCUCCUCAUGGACUGCACCAGAUUUACCAGUUCUUGCUGUGCGAUACCCCACUCUUCCACCAAGGCACCUGCAAGUUUCCAGACAUUUCUGAGGGGAUUGGCCCUAACCCUUAUCCUCCGAUCCAACAGUUCCCAGACGUGCUCAAUGGGAUUGAGAGCCGGGCUCUUUGCUGGCCAUGGCAGAACACUGACAUUAAUGUCUUGCAGGAAAUCACGCACAGAAUGAGCAGUAUGGCUGGUGGCAUUGUCAUGCUGGAGGGUUAUGUCAGGAUGAGCCUGCAGGAAGGGUACCACAUGAGGGAGGAGGAUGCCUUCCCUGUAACGCACAACUUUGAGAUUGCCUGCAAUGACAACAAACUCAGUCCGAUGAUGCUGUGACACCGCCCCAGACCUUGACUGACCCUCCACCUCCAAAUCGAUCCCUCGCCAGGGUACAGGCCUCGGUGUAAUGCCCAUUCCUUCGACGAUAAAUGCAAAUCUGACCAUCACCCCUUGUGAGACAAAACUGCGACUCGGCAGUGAAGAGCACUUUUUGCCAGUCCUGUCUGGUCUAGCGACGGUGGUUUACAAUUUGUUGCCCUGGCCACAUCUGCAGUCCUCAUGCCUCCUUGCAUGCCUAAGGUACAUUCAUGCAGAUGAGCAGGGACCUUGGGCAUUUUCUUUUGGUGUUUUUCAGAGUCAGUAGAACGGUGUCUUCAGUGUCCUAAGUUUUUAUAACUGUGACCUUAAUUGCCUACUGUCUUUAAGCUGUUAGUAUCUUAACGACUGUUCCACAGCUGCAUGUUUGUUAAUUGUUUAUGGUUCAUUGAACAAGCAUGGGAAACAGUGUUUAAACCCUUUACAAUGAAGAUCUGUGAAGUUAUUUGGAUUUUUACGAAUUAUCUUUGAAAGACAGGAUCCUGAAAAAGGGACAUUUCUUUUUUUCCUGAGUUUAUUUGUCAGUGUCGUCAGUUACUCAACCUUCCCCAAAAUGGACUGGAAGAUAUUUGAAAGUGCCAAGAAAUAGGCUUAGAAUUGAAUGUUGGAAUUGGAGCAAAAUAUUAUCUUGAUUUGCAUUUUUACUGGCUAAUGCUGUAAUGGUUGAGGUUUUGGAUUUAGGUAAGUGGAUUAGUAGAGCUUGCCAACAUGAUGGCUGAGAUAUUGUAGAAUACAACUUUGAUCUUCUUUUGCAAAAUGAGUAACGAUAUGACUUUAAAAAUGGCCAGAAGCAAGAUGCAUUACAAGAGAAGAAAACCUGGGUGGUUAACAGAAGUGUUUGAACUUCCUGAUCCAAAGACAAUGAAAGCAGGACAAUACUCCCUUACAUGGGCAAAAACCUAUUUGCAUAGUGCCUUCGGAAAGUUUUCAGACCCCUUGACUUUUUCCACAUUUUGUUACGUUACAGCCAUAUUGUAACAUUUAUUAAAUUUAACAAUGUCCUUAGCAAUCUGUGUUCAAAAGUGCUACCCACGCUGCAAGGAAAUAGGCCUGGACCUCGACAUUGCAUCCAAACCUGCAAAAAACAAAACUUAAAUUUCAGUUACUGGUAAUGGUGUAAAUAUUUACUAAUAGGAUGUAAAAAGGCUAAAGGAUAUGCGUCUUUUAUCUCUGAUAGCCUAGAAUACAUUUUUGAUCUUAAAGUGGAACUGACAGCGUUUUAGCAAUAUGUAAUCUUAGAUCUGUUCAUAUACAUCCCAGGAAGAUUAUAUAUAUUUUUAUUUACCGUUUUCAGACACGUGAUCACUUUUAGAUAUGGUCGUUUUUAUAAGUUCAUUGAAUGUUUGAGAAUGAAGUAUAGUAAGGCAUUUGUGAAAAUUCUAUAAGAAUAUAGUCAGAGGUGUCCACAUACUUUUGUGUAUGGGAUUUGUGUUAACGGUUAAAUCUUUAAAUAGUGGAUUUUGCAGAUUCCCUUGGCCUCCUGUUGGUUCACUUUUGUUCUUGCUGUGAAGACUGAUUUAUUUCUAGACGUAUUUUUUCUUCACCAUUAAACGACAUGUUCAUUGACUAGCCUAACUUUUCUACCUUUCAAAGCCUCUGUAGAUGAACCUCCUGAUCUUUUUUGAUGUAAAUAAGGUGAACAAGGAUAUUUUUUCUAAAUAAGAGUAGCCCUAGGCAUUGGUAAAAAAAAUCCUAUGGAUAAUCUUUUUCUUUUUGCAAGUUUGUUUUUCAGCCAUUUUUUGAGGUACUUAUCAGUGGGCUAUUUCUAUUUCAUAAAAAAAAAAAAUUUGAGGAAAGUUUAAGAAAGACACUGCAUCAAGACUUGCUUUGCAGUUACCCAUACUUUUCUAUUCUAAGGUCAACUAUGAAGUGAAAGUAUUUUUAUUUUUAAGGACACUUUCAUUGACAUUCUCAGGUGUUCCUCUGACACCUGUGGCAUUACAAGGUAUGCAAGUAAAUGUGUGACUGAGAUGCACAUUGCAGCUUUUUCUACUGCUUGCCAUUCAAACUUUAAAACUUGCAAACCGGUCUAUCCGGGAUCCUUGAGACAUCGCUACCGCAUUGUUUUGAAACACCAUGGAAACACUAAGAAUGUACAGCAGCUUUUUUUUAAUGUCUACUUGGCAUUUUCUUUGUUGGACUUUUUGUCACCUUUUUUAGACAAAUGAGUGGAUUGUCUUUGUUUAUAUUUUAAUGAAUAAAUAUCUACUUUUUUUGUCAUUUAGACACUUAUCCAAGUGCUUACAGGUUCGUGGAUGUUUUUGUGAUAUACAUUUUUCUGAGCAGAUGUUAGUUUCAGCCAUUUUUGGAGGCUGAUUUAUUUUAUUUUUUUUCUUGGGAGGAUUAACACACGUUUUUGAGAGUCUUCAUACUUCUCCCAUUUGUGGACUGCCUAAAAGGAGUUUCUUUCUGGCAUACUUUGGAGUGUCUUUGGAACAAAGGGUGCUGCGUCUCUGUGUCAACCGGCUGAGCAUGCGCCCCAAAAGCAGAAUGGGCUUUCCGUCCUUUCUGCCAUGUUUGACAGAACUCUUCAGAAACUACCAUGGUGGUUUCCAGCUUCAGCCAGCCCAGGACUUUAAGAUAGACCGUCUGUCUGGCCUCUCUUAGGUCUCCUGCAAC